ACUGGCCAUAAAUAAAGAAGUAUUUGUUGUGCACACUGUCCCAUUCAUCUGGGAAUCCAACAUACGACUGUGACCAUGGCACAAGAUCCUCGCGCCCUUCUACAAAAGGCUGACAAGGCGGCAGCUGGCGCUGGAAGCGGAUUCAGUUUCUUUGGUGGACGGCAAGAGAAAUGGGAGAAUGCAGCGGAUCUAUACACACAAGCUGCAAAUGCAUUUCGCUUGCAAAAACUAAACAAAGAAGCCGGUCAAGCAUUCGAGCUAUGCGCCUCUAUCCAGACAGAAAAAUUGAAUGAGCCCGAUGAUGCCGCCAAUACCCUCACCGAAGCUUUCAAAGUUUACCGGAAGACGGAUCCUUUAGACGCAGCACGAUGUCUCGACAUCGCGAUCAACCACUACACAGCAAAGGGGAAUUUCCGGAGAGCCGCUACACAUAAACAGAACUUGGCAGAGCUGUAUGAGACAGAGGUUGGCGACCAGAAGAAGGCGAUGGAGAGUUAUGAGUUAGCUGCUAAUUGGUUCGAGAAUGACAAUGCUGAGGCAUUGGCAAAUAAGCUCUAUCUGAAGGUCGCCGACCUUUCGGCUCUCGAGGGCGACUACUACAAAUCUAUCGAGCAUUUUGAGAAAGUCGCUGCAACAUCAGUCACCAACAACCUCAUGAAGUAUUCAGUAAAAGAAUACUUCCUAAAAUCCGGACUGUGCCUCCUAGCUGUUGGCGAUAUGGUGGCGACGAAUCGAGCACUUGACAAAUACAGAGAUAUGGAUCCAACAUUUACUAGCACAAGGGAACAUCAACUGUUGGUUGACCUCUCUGAGACGGUGGAGGCGGGUGACCAGGAAGCGUUUGCGGAUAAGCUGUACCAGUACGAUCAGAUCAGCAAGCUGGACAAAUGGAAGACUACGAUCUUGCUGAGGAUCAAGAAUGCUAUCGAGGAGAAGGGAGAGGACUUUUCUUAAGCCAUGAGAGUAGAUGUUGGCGUUCCGGGUCUGGAUUUUUGAGUUGAUAUAGCUGGAGCUCUUACAGCGGAUGCACAUUGUCAU
Messenger RNA from Amorphotheca resinae ATCC 22711, 1038 nucleotides. RefSeq lists its product as hypothetical. NCBI's taxonomy places the organism in Eukaryota, Fungi, Ascomycota, Leotiomycetes, Helotiales, Amorphothecaceae. The record is from RefSeq and is a predicted model, not a curated record. Gene Ontology annotation, biological process: intracellular protein transport; SNARE complex disassembly. The coding region runs from base 76 to 954 and encodes 292 amino acids. The transcript is spliced from 4 exons. Gene Ontology annotation, molecular function: soluble NSF attachment protein activity; syntaxin binding. Gene Ontology annotation, cellular component: vacuolar membrane; SNARE complex.